AUGUGCCAAUACGAAAACAUCCACUAUGGCUGCGGCCAUGCCAUCCGCCGUCUCAUCAAACACUGCCACUUCGCUCGCAACGACCCCAACCAUCAAUGCUUCGGCGCCUGGUCCGUCAAGAGAGAGUGGUCAAACCCUACCGAGUACUGCCGCAACUGCGCGUAUUACGCCAGACAGAGGGCUUACGGUCAUGCUCGUUGA
Messenger RNA from Aureobasidium musti, 201 nucleotides. The record is from the annotation of a GenBank genome assembly. NCBI's taxonomy places the organism in Eukaryota, Fungi, Ascomycota, Dothideomycetes, Dothideales, Saccotheciaceae.